Molecule: messenger RNA, 2949 nt
Organism: Saimiri boliviensis boliviensis (Bolivian squirrel monkey)
Lineage: Eukaryota; Metazoa; Chordata; Mammalia; Primates; Cebidae
Gene: AP5Z1
Product: adaptor related protein complex 5 subunit zeta 1
Cellular component (GO): AP-5 adaptor complex
Source: RefSeq, a predicted model, not a curated record
GCCGGGUGCGCUCGCGUGAUACGGUCCCGGAAGUCGGCCGGGUUGCGGGGCUGCGGGGCUGCGGGGCUGCUGGGCUGCUUCCCUUGGAGUUUCCGUGAUUCAUGCCCGCUUGGAGGCGGCAGCGGCGCGAUGUUCUCCGCAGGAGCGGAAAGUUUGCUCCACCAGGCCAGGGAGAUCCAGGACGAGGAGCUGAAGAAGUUCUGUUCCCGGAUCAGUAAAUUACUGCAGACGGAGGACUUGGGGCCGGACACCGUCGACUCCCUGCAGAGGCUCUUCCUCAUCAUCUCAGCCACAAAGUACCACCGGAGGCUGGAGAAGACGUGCAUAGACCUGCUGCAGGCUACCCUCAGCCUGCCUGCGUGCCCCGAGCAGCUCCAGGUGCUCUGCACCGCCAUCCUGCGAGAGAUGUCCCCCUGCGACAGCCUCAGCCUGGCCUGGGAUCACACCCAGAACAGCCGGCAGCUGAGCCUGGUGGCCUCUGUGCUCUUGGCCCAGGGUGACAGAAAUGAGGAGGUCCGAGCCGUGGGCCAGGGCGUGCUGCGGGCCCUGGAGAGCCGGCAGCCAGAGGGGCCCAGCCUCAGACACCUCCUCCCCGUCAUGGCCAAGGCCGUGGUCCUCAGCCCGGGCACCCUCCAGGAGGACCAGACCACCCUGCUCAGCAAGCGGCUGGUCGACUGGCUGCGCUAUGCCAGCCUCCAGCAAGGGUUCCCGCACUCCAGCAGCUUCUUCUCCACGCCCAGGACCCGGCAGCCGGGCCCCAUCACCGAGGUGGAUGGGGCGGUGGCCACAGACUUCUUCACGGUGCUAUCUACCGGCCACCGCUUCACGGAGGACCAGUGGCUGAACGUGCAGGGCUUCUCCAUGCUGCGGGCGUGGCUGCUGCACAGCGGCCCUGAGGGCCCAGGUGCCCUGGACACAGAUGACGGGUCAGAGCAGGAAGGCUCCACGCUGUCGGUGAUCUCCGCCACCUCCUCCACUGGCCGCCUGCUGCCACCCCGAGAGCGGCUUCGGGAGGUGGCCUUCGAGUACUGCCAGCGCCUCAUCGAGCAGAGUAACCGGCGAGCCCUGAGGAAGGGGGACUCUGACCUGCAGAAAGCUUGCCUGGUGGAGGCCGUGCUGGUGCUGGACGUGCUGUGCCGGCAGGACCCGUCCUUCCUGUACCGCAGCCUCUCCUGCCUGAAGGCCCUGCACGGGCGGCUGCAGGGGGACCCCGCCUCUGUGCGGGUGCUGCUGCCGCUCGCCCGCUUCUUCCUGAGCCAUGGGGAGGUGGCUGCGGUGGACUCGGAAGCUGUCUACCGGCACCUGUUCACCAGGAUCCCAUCUGAGCAGUUCCACAGCCCCAUGCUGGCCUUCGAGUUCAUCCAGUUCUGCAGGGACAACCUCCACCUGUUUGCUGGGCACCUCAGCACCCUCAAAUUGAGCUUCCCCAACCUCUUUAAGUUCCUGGGCUGGAACAGCCCACCCCUCACCUCCGAGUUCGUGGAGCUCCUCCCGGCCCUGGUGGACGCCAGCACGGCGCUGGAGAUGCUGCACGCACUGCUGGACCUGCCGUGCCUGACUGCGGCACUGGACCUGCAGCUCAGGUCAUCACCAGCUCCAUCUGAGAGGCCACUCUGGGACACCUCUCUCAGGGUCCCCAGCUGCCUGGAGGCCUUCCGGGACCCACAGUUCCAGGGUCUUUUCCAAUACCUGCUGCGCCCCAAGGCCAGUGGCACCACUGAGAGGUUGGCACCGCUCCACCAGCUGCUGCAGCCCAUGGCCGGCUGCGCCCGUGUGGCCCAGUGUGCUGAGGCCGUGCCCACACUGCUGCAGGUGUUCUUCUCAGCGGUGACCCAGGUGGCUGAUGGGGCCCUGACCAACCAGCUGGCACUGCUGCUCCUGGGCAGGAGCGACUCUCUCUACCCAGCACCAGGGUACGCGGCCCGUGUACACAGGGUGCUGAGCUCCCAGUUCCUGGCCCUGUGUAAGCUGAAGCCCUCGCUGGUGGUGGAGCUGGCGAGAGACCUCCUGGAGUUCCUGGGCAGCGUGAAUGGCCUCCGAGGCAGGGCGAGCCUCGUCACCAGCGUGGUGUGGGCCAUCGGCGAGUACCUGUCGGUGACCUACGAUCGGAGGUGCACCGUGGAGCAGAUCAACAAGUUCUUCGAAGCCCUGGAGGCCCUGCUGUUCGAGAUCACCCAGUGCCGCCCCUCUGCCACCCUGCCUGGCUGUCCCCCACAGGUAGUCACUGUGCUGAUGACGACGCUGACGAAGCUGGCCUCCCGGAGCCAAGACCUGAUCCCCAGGACCUCUCUGUUGCUGUCAAAGAUGAGGAACCUGGCUCAGAGCCCGGCCACGAGCUCCACGCACAGUGAGGAGGGCGUGGAAGCCAUCCGCACCCGGGCCACGGAGCUGCUGACCCUGCUGAAGAUGCCCAGUGUGGCCCAGUUCGUGUUCACGCCCAGCGCGGAGGUGUGCAGCCCCCGCUAUCACCGCGAUGCCAACACAGCCCUGCCCCUGGCUCUGCGCACAGUCAGCCGGCUGGUGGAGAGGGAGGCCGGACUCCUGCCAGGGUGAAGGGACAGUGGCCAGGGAUGCUGGCGCAGAUUAAGAACCUGGGGCCACCAGCUUGCUGUUAGGGCCAAGCUGUCAGCUUUUGUGAUGGAGAGGAACUCAGGAGGGCACGGGAGUCCUGGGAGAGAGGCAGGGCCCAGGCUGCGCUUGGUGCCCUUAGCGACACUCAGAGCUGGCCCCCUGUUCACCCUCUGGGCUUUGUCUCCGAGCUUUUUGCUCCUCGGCCAUGCUGAGCUGAGCUGAGCUGAGCUGAGGGGAGCUGUGGAGCGGCUCUGAUGGGAGGCUGAGGCCUUGUGGCUGGGCUGGGUGGAGGCUGCCGGGUCUGUUUCCUAGUCUUUGUUCUUGGGCAGUUUAGGGGCAGGAAAAGGUGCAAUAAAAAUAAAUAUCCUUUAACAAGUG